Molecule: messenger RNA, 1842 nt
Organism: Knipowitschia caucasica
Lineage: Eukaryota; Metazoa; Chordata; Actinopteri; Gobiiformes; Gobiidae
Source: the annotation of a GenBank genome assembly
AUGUCUCCCCCCUCUUUGCUGUCCUGUGUGGACAUGUCUCCCCCCUCUGUUAUCCUGUGUGGACAUGUCUCCCCCCUCUCUGUUGUCUGUGUGGACAUGUCUCCUCCCUCUCUGCUGUCCUGUGUGGACAUGUCUCCCCCCUCUCUGUUGUCUGUGUGGACAUGUCUCCCCCUCUCUGCUGUCUGUGUGGACAUGUCUCCCCCCUCUCUGCUGUCUGUGUGGACAUGUCUCCCCCCUCUCUGUUGUCUGUGUGCUGACCCUGUGUCCUGCUCCACAGGUGCUCACCCUGUGUCCUGUUCCACAGGUGCUCACCCUGUGUUCUGUUCCACAGGUGCUGACCCUGUGUCCUGUUCCACAGGUGUUGACUGUGUGUCCACAGGUGCUCACCCUGUGUAUUGCUCCACAGGUGCUGACCCUGUGUCCUGCUCCACAGGUGCUGACCCUGUGUAUUGCUCCACAGUAGCUGACCCUGUAUCCACAGGUGUGACCCCCUCUUCCCUGGAGCGACCCCCCACAGCAGGAGCUCUGGAGCCCAGGCGGUCCAGUAUGGAUGUGCCCCGGAUGGCUGAGGGCCUGUUCAGCAGCACGCUCUCAGGGGCCUCGGGGGGACACCAUGUGACCUCGUACUUGACGCUGGAGCAGAAGGCGGCCUUCGUCUUCGUGCUGCUGCUCUUCAUCUUCCUGGCGCUCCUCAUCGUCAGGUGUUUCCGGAUCCUGCUGGACCCGUACCGCAGCAUGCCGUCCUCCAACUGGACUGACCACACGGAGAAGGACACCUUCGACUACCGCAUCGUAGGUCUCUGUGGUGGGACAGAGAUCUCUGUGGGACAGAGGUCUCUGUGGUGGGACAGAGGUCUCUGUGGGACUGAGGUCUCUGUGGGACAGAGGUCUCUGUGGUGGGACAGAGGUCUCUGUGGUGGGACAGAGGUUCUGUGGUGGGACAGAGGUCUCUGUGGUGGGACAGAGGUUCUGUGGUGGGACAGAGGUCUCUGUGGUGGGACAGAGGUUCUGUGGCUGCCUCUCCAGGUUGUGGUUGUGGUUGUGGUUGUGGGUUCAAUCUCUCGUUGUGUGUCGGAGUCCGUCCUUAGAUGUCAAAGACCAAAAGAGGAGACUGUGCCUCGGUGUCUGUGGAAGGACACAGCUGGGGUGGUGGAGACGCCUGAAGGACCGUCCCACUGCCGCCGUCUCGCCACCGUCACCGAGACGUCAUGUGAAAAAAAAAGAGGAUACAAAAAUCAGACCUGGGUCCACAUGGUCCCAGCACGAGUUCCUCCCGAAAACCCCGUGCUGUCUCCACAGAGAUACACCCAUCCUGCGUCUCAAUUCCUCCUACAGCACUCCAUUUCAUCUCUGGGUCCGAGGUCUCGUCUCUUAUGUCCGUCCAGGGUACCUUCACUCUUCCUGCUCUCUCCCACCCCGCGUAUCUCUGGGCGGGUCGUGCGUGCCCGCUCACGAGGGCAAGUGGCCGUCCUCAUCCUCUUCUCAUCUCUCCCUCCGAUUCGAGCUAGAGGGGGGGGGGAGAGGGUUCACACAUGCAUGCCCUCUCCCCUUCUCGUCUUUCCCUCCAUCUACGUCUCAUCGGUCUUCUUUCGAUCUCGACUCAAUUGGGACAGCCACGAAGCAGUUAGUUCGGCGAGAACUCACUUCGAUAUCUCUCCAAUCCUGAAGGAUGCCGACACAGCCCUUUAUCCUCCCUCUUCCGUCCUCACAGCCCCUCGGAGCAAGUUCGUUGAAGAAUACAUGCAAUCUUGUCCCCUUCACGUCGUGUCCAUCAACCAGAGGUCAACAAUACCCAGGAGCUACCUCCGCGGAACAACCGGCGCGAACACGUUGGUCGCGUGA